GAGAAACCAUAUAAAUGUAAGGAGUGUGGAAAGACCUUUACUCAAUCCUCAGGCCUCAGUACACAUAGGAGAAUUCACACUGGAGAGAAACCACAUAUAUGUAAGGAAUGUGGGAAGGCCUUUGUUGAACCCUCAAAACUUCUUGUACAUAGGAGAAUUCACACUGAAGAGAAACCACAUGUAUGUAAGGAAUGUGGAAAGGCCUUUGCUGUAGCCUCAAGGCUUAGUGUACAUAGGAAAAUUCACACUGGAGUGAAAUCAUACAUAUGUAAUGAGUGUGGAAAGGCCUUUGCUAGAGCCUCAAAACUUACGAUACAUAGUAGAAUUCAUACUGGAGAGAAACCGUAUAUAUGUCAGGAAUGUGGGAAGGCCUUUGCUACAUCUUCAAGACUUAGUAAACAUAGGAAUAUUCACACUGGAGACAGACCAUAUGUAUGUAAGGAAUGUGGCAAGGCCUUUGCUGUAGCCUCAAAUCUUAGUGAACAUAGGAAAAUUCACACUGGGGAGAAACCAUAUAUAUGUCAGGAAUGUGGGAAGGCCUUUGCUAGAGCCUCAAAUCUUACUGUACAUAGGAGAAUUCACACUGGAGAGAAACCGUAUUUAUGUAAGGAAUGUGGGAAGGCCUUUGCUGUAGCCUCAACACUUCGUGUACAUAGGAGAAUUCACACUGGAGAGAAACCAUAUAUAUGUAAGGAAUGUGGGAAGGCCUUUGCUGGAGCCUCAACACUUAGUGCACAUAGGAAAAUUCAUCUCAGAGAG
Sorex fumeus (smoky shrew) is the source of this 759-nucleotide messenger RNA. Its product is annotated as zinc finger protein 675-like. The transcript has a single exon. The record is from RefSeq and is a predicted model, not a curated record. The annotation marks the transcript as partial. Lineage: Eukaryota; Metazoa; Chordata; Mammalia; Eulipotyphla; Soricidae.